AUGACUAUCGAUACUCCUUGCUGUACUGUUACCCCAUUCUAUGAUAUUAAAGAUACCCCAUGGGGUGGUAGAUCCUGUUUUGCAACAGACGACAUACAGAAGAACACAGUCAUUUUGGAAGUAAACGAUACAACUGGUUCCUCCAUCCAAUAUGAGUUUAGAAAAGAAGUUUGUCAUUACUGUUUUAAAUAUAAUAAUGGUAAGUCAAUGAAAUUUAAAAUAGAGAGAACAGAUAUCGAAGGUUUUCUUUCUGAAGAUAACAAAUGGUUGAAAUCACAUCUGAAAAAGUUUCGUGGUGCAGGAUUGUGGUUCUGUUCCUCAGAUUGUAUGCAUAGCUAUUUGACAAUACCGCAAAUAAUUGAUCUAAUAGAAAUCUAUGAAAUAUUGUUAGAUAAUUAUAUGAAUAAGUUAAAGAAGCACAAUCCUGAUGAUGAUCGUGAAGCAGAACUCAACUCUGUUGAAAUAUCGCAACCAAUAAUAGAUUCAGUAUGGGAAAAUAUUAGAAUAGAAUGGUUGCCGUUGAUAGAUACAAUGAAAUACACCAAACGUGAACAAUAUCUUCCAAUAAUAUCAGAAGAUGAGUAUAAUUGGGCCAGGUUUGUGAGCAAUACUCUAUUUCAUUUACGUACAUACAAUAAAGAUACCGAGACCGGUAAAAGUUUUUGGAAUUUACAGUCAAACGAACUAAAUAAAAUGAAACAAUUUCCUAUUUUAUUGCAUUUUCAACAAUUAGUUUUUAAAACAUUAUAUAUAUUACUUCCGAAGACAUUAAGGGUCGAUUUCUGUAUUGAAACUUUCCGACAUAUUAUGGGGUCAGAAUACGGUAAUGUUUUUGGCAUAUGGCAAGAGGGCGAAACUGUAGAUAGUCGUGAAUCGUUGGGGCAUUGGGUCUUCCCAAGGGCCUCAUACUUUAACCAUUCGUGUAUGCCGAACAUCACAAAGAGUAGAAACAGGAAUACAAUGUACUUUACGUUGAAUGAAGACGUACAUUGUGGUGAUGAAUUAUGCAUAGAAUACUCUGGUAUACUUGAUUUAACGACAGCUAAAAGACGCCAAUUUCUGAAAGAAAAUUGGUUCUUUGAUUGUCAAUGUCGGAAAUGUAGGUUAGAAAUUCAAUCUAGCCAUUAA
Molecule: messenger RNA, 1128 nt
Organism: Maudiozyma barnettii
Lineage: Eukaryota; Fungi; Ascomycota; Saccharomycetes; Saccharomycetales; Saccharomycetaceae
Gene: SET6
Product: Set6p
Exons: 1
Coding region: 1-1128 (375 amino acids)
Cellular component (GO): nucleus
Molecular function (GO): protein binding
Source: RefSeq, a predicted model, not a curated record